This is a messenger RNA of Strongylocentrotus purpuratus (purple sea urchin), 2161 nucleotides long. Its product is annotated as plexin-B. The transcript is spliced from 9 exons. NCBI's taxonomy places the organism in Eukaryota, Metazoa, Echinodermata, Echinoidea, Camarodonta, Strongylocentrotidae. The record is from RefSeq and is a predicted model, not a curated record. Gene Ontology annotation, biological process: positive regulation of axonogenesis; regulation of GTPase activity; regulation of cell shape. Gene Ontology annotation, molecular function: protein binding; semaphorin receptor activity. The coding region runs from base 95 to 2161 and encodes 688 amino acids. Gene Ontology annotation, cellular component: semaphorin receptor complex.
UAUGACUUGGAACUCAUCAUAUGGUUAAUUUGCCAUUACAUUUGCCAUAGGUUCAUCAUCUCGAACUACCAAGGAUCAAAUACAAGAGGCAAUCAUGCCACCAGGAGAUGUUUUGAAGCUGGGCAUCAUGCUACUCUGCCUGCUUCUUAUCAUUCCGUCGAUCUACUCAGCUCCUCUCUCAUCCUACCUGGUAUCAUCCUUUACCAGCCCUGACCCCACCCUGCCAUUCAACCACAUCACCAUCAACAACAUCAAUGGAGAGGUCUAUAUUGGAGCAAGGCAGAGUCUCUAUCAACUCAACUCAGACCUGACUCUCAAACACACUGUGGAUACUGGACAAUGCCCUUCACCAAAUGGAAAUACAAACAACAAUAAACUUCUUCUUGUAGCUCCAUCACCUGAGGACAAGCUCAUCACAUGUGGUGGCUGUGAUGGUUACUGCGAGACAAGAAGCCUGACUAAUAUAUCACAUGAUGUAGUGAGAUAUGAUUCGACCGACACUCAGAUUGUUGUGAAAACAUCAGAUGCACCCACUGUUGGAGCUGUUGUUUUAGGUGCUGACUUUGUAAGGAAUGGUCAGGGUAUUUUUGAUGGUGGAUUGUACUUGUUUACAGGGAUCAGUGAUGCAACAGUGAGCAUUCGAUCCGUCAAAAAGCACAAUCUUGAAGCCCUGAGUGUCGUACAAUCGGUAACACCACCUGAACCCAACACCUCACAGAACAUUUUCAGACAUUUGAUCACUCACAUGGAAUAUCUCUACUAUUUUAUCUCGAGGGGAGAUGGUGCAUACUUGGGGCGAUUGUGUCGUAAUUCAUUAGAUCUUAAUUUUGAAUCCUACACAGAGAUAGAACUACAGUGUAGCUCUCACAAUGUGAUCCAGUCUGCUCAUAUCGGAACAGCAGGAUCCCAGCUAGCUGACUCAUUCAGUAUUGAGAGUACUGAUGACCUUCUGUAUGCUGUAUUCACAAGUGGGAGUUCAUCUGGUCUUUGUAUCUAUAAGAUGAAUGAUGUCCAGCAGAGCUUUGAAGAUGCUGUCGUGGGAUGUAUCCAGGGAGACCAAGGCAAAGGAACAACAAACAACUACCUUGAAGACAGCACUUGUAACUCAUUUGAUUUCUUCACUCCACCAGAUUCAGUACAGUGUACAGCUUAUUUUGAGGAGGAUGGUAUGGGGAAUAUUUUCCACCGGUAUGCCAGUGGAGUGGUUCCCCUCUCUGCCUCACCCAUCGUCAUCAUUCCUGAUGUGAUACCAACCUCCAUUGUGACAACCAUAGAGAGACAACAUACUGUGGCAUAUAUAGGAGAUACACAAGGAUACCUCCACAAAACAAACAUCGUUAAUAAAGUCUUCGGCAACGUCUAUGAGACUGUCUCGCUUGGAACUGGAUCUGUCUUAAAGGAGAUGUUCCUCCAUGAAUCUACAGAACAGCUUACACUGGCGACAAGUUCAGAGCAAGGUUCACAGGCCCUGACAUUGGAUUUGACAAACUGUGGCCAAUACCAGACCUGCGGUGAGUGCAUUGGAGGCGAUGGACUAAACGAUAGAGACCCUUACUGUGGAUGGUGUACUCUAGAAGCAAGGUGCACAAGAUAUGAGGCAUGCCCCUUCCCUGAUGAAUCAACUCGAUGGUUAUCGUACGAUGCCUUACUGUGUGUAUCCAUCUCAGAUGUCCAGCCAAACAGUCUCCCUUAUCAUCAGACACAACAAGAAAUUACCAUGACAGUACAACAACUCCCGGAUCUUAGGAGCAGUUUUCAAUACAUGUGUGCCUUUAAUGACUCGUAUGAGGUCUCUGCUACAACUACCGGAAAUAGUGUCACCUGUACAUCCCCUCCUGCAGACAGCAUACCUACAAUUCCAGAUGGAUUGUACUUCUUGAACUUGCCUCUGUCUAUUGUCUCAACUGAAACGGAUGUCGACUUUGUGACCACAGAUUUCUUCAUUUAUGACUGCAGUCACAUUAAAUCAUGUUCAUCUUGUGUUACAAGCCUUUUUACAUGUGUCUGGUGUGUUUAUGAUAACAAAUGUACAGGCGAUAGCAGCUCGUGUCAGCCAGGAGAUACAGUCGUUAUUGGAGAAAAUACCAAAUGGCUAGACUACGACCCCGCCAAGUAUCGUGUUUUGACAGUUGGAAGGGUCGAUGAUAAGGAUAUCAAGUAG